Molecule: messenger RNA, 888 nt
Organism: Geodia barretti
Lineage: Eukaryota; Metazoa; Porifera; Demospongiae; Tetractinellida; Geodiidae
Source: the annotation of a GenBank genome assembly
AUGUCUCUGCGUUCCGACCUGAAAAACCGACUGACCGCCGGUGAGACGAUAGUCGCGCCGGGCGCCUACGAUCCGAUGUCGGCCCGAGUAGUGCAAUCCCUGGGGUUCGAUACCGUGUACGUCGGCGGCUACAUGAGCGGCGCCCACCUGGCGGUAACCGAGCCGCUGAUGACGCUGACUGAGCAGGUCGACGUGGCCGAGCGAGUGGCGAAAUCGGUGCCGCUGCCGGUGAUCUGCGACGCCGGAGCCGGCUAUGGAGAUCCGGUGCACACCAUGCACACGGUGCGCGUGUUCGAGCGGGCCGGCAUCUGCGGCAUUCACAUCGAGGACCAGGUGUUCCCCAAACGGGCCUCAUAUCACGCGGGCCUGGAGCACGUCAUUCCCAUCGACGAGUUCCUGGAAAAGAUGCGGUACGCGGUAGAGGCGCGCAGCGACCCCGACUUUUUGAUCAUCGGCCGCACGGACUCGUUCACGGCGGUUGAGGGCGACAUGGACGAUGCCAUCCAGCGGGGCAACGCCCUGCGUGAUCUGGGCGUGGACGUGGUGAUGCCCCGGGGAGUGCGCCAGCGCGAAGACCUGGCGACCUACCGCGCCGGAGUGCCCGACGUGCCGCUGCUGGUCAUCGCCGGCACCGACGACAUCACCGUGCAGGAAUACGAGGAGUUGGGCUACAAGGUCAUCAUCUACGCCACGACACCGGCCAUUGCUGCCGUGCAGGGCAUCCAACGGGCGUACACCAGCCUGCGGGACACCGGUCACAUCGGUAUCGGAGCCGCAGAAGUGGCCCAGCGUCGAGCCGAAGUGGAGGCGCUGAUCAGCCUGCCCGAGUACCAGGCGGUGGAAGCGGCCACGACGGAGCGAGAAUUCCAGGAUCGAGCGCGGCACUGA